This is a messenger RNA of Didymosphaeria variabile, 2250 nucleotides long. RefSeq lists its product as uncharacterized. Lineage: Eukaryota; Fungi; Ascomycota; Dothideomycetes; Pleosporales; Didymosphaeriaceae. The record is from RefSeq and is a predicted model, not a curated record. The transcript has 3 exons. The coding region runs from base 1 to 2250 and encodes 749 amino acids.
AUGAGCCAGAGCUCCCGCAACUCGCCCUCCCACAUGGACGACGCCGGCGUCGCGCGCUGGGACCGCCCGCGCUGGAUCUCCGUCUUUAGCUCCCACAAUCCAACCAUCCGCGAGGUAACCGAGUGUCUGGGCCUCGGCCUGUCCGCCAGCAGCAGCACCACCAACCGUGGCAUCCCCAAGUUCGACAACCCAGAGUACCGCAAGCUGUCCGGCGAGGUCACCCGCCUGUCCAAGGAGCUGCCCAAGGAGCGCGACGCACUGCUGGACUUUGCCGCCGACCCAAACAGCUUGCACCGCGAGCUCGAGGACCUGCUGGCCACCUUUGGCACCGCCAUCUGGGGCCGCAACACGGAUCGAACCUGCUUACUGACCCCGGACCCGGCCAAGAAGACGUACCCCAGACAUCUCUUCAUCGAGGACCCCGAAGACAAAGAAAUUCUCAAGGUACAUCUGCAUCGAUGGAUCAUCAUCAAGGCAUGCUAUUACAUCAGAAAUAUGAAGCUGAAGCGGCCUUCGAGUGCCAAUGACUACGACACCGUCGCCGACAUGGAGGUGGAUGGCGAACCUGUGAGCCCUAACAAGACGACCCAGCUGUCCCCAAAUGACACUCCGCACUCGCUCACACCGUCAACUGCAGAUGGCCCAACGACUGGCGGAGCCGAGUACGCUGUAAAGCCCGUCAACGGCAAGAAGCGUAAGAGCUCUGCCUAUGCAUCGCUUUCAGACGGGGACGAGAUGGACUCUACGCCUGCAGCAAAGCGGUACCAGAGCCAUACGAUGCCCAGUUCGCGGAGUAGUCCGCGAAAGUCUAUUAUUUCUUUUGUUGCUGAUGGGCCAGUCUCAGAGAAUUCCCAGAAUGUCCCACCUAUGCCAAGCCUCCCUCACAGCCACUCCAACGGUGCGCACUCAGCGACUAAUGGCGCCACACCAUCCGAUUCUACUAGACCACAGUUGACCACGUUGUCGAGUAAUGACCUAAACGGUACGGCGAGGACGCCCUCCGCCCCGCCAGCCAAUGGCUUCACGGCAGUCAACACCGGUAGUUUUACAGCCAUCAACCCCUCGCCCCCAGUCAGGGUGUCUCCAUCGCAGAAGCCAGUUGCCCCAGCGCCAACUACAAAUGGACGCAACUACUCCAGUCCUUACGAUUCCAGCCCAUUUCAUGGAGCGCCUGUGGCGCCAAAAGCAUCCACCCCACCAAAGGCUCCACCGCUCGUGACUGCUUCGGCGUCAGCUACUGGGUUCCAAGCGGUCAAUUCGCCAGUUGUCGCCAAUGGGGUCAGUGCUCGGAACUCGCCUACUGUACAACACGUGCAGCCACCUCAGCUUCCAUCCCAACAUACGAUUCAAGCGCAACCUCAACCAACAAGUAGAUCAAAUACCCCGAUCAUGCACCAUCACCAUCGUACGGGUCUGACUCAGCAACGAUCAAGUAGGUCUAGUACUCCGAUAGCGCCAUCAGUGACAUCUCAACCGAUGCUACAAGUUCAACCAGCUCCGGCUCCAUUAGCUCAAGCUCAUCACUCACCUCGCCCAAGCGGUGCUCCGCUGAUUCAGACUACUGCCGGACCGAUAGCUCAAGCUCAGCCGCCGUACACUCAACCUGCGCCUACUACCCGAGUGCAUCAUGUUGUCAAUGUCCCCCCAGUUUCAUCGGCCCCUGUCGCCUACAAUGCUCCCCAACCUGCGCCAAUAUUAAGGAGUCAUCCUCAAGAAGCUGCCCAACUCCCUCCUCAGGCGCAUGUUGAAAUGGAUCUCGGUCUUCUACAAUGCGAAGUCCUGGGCUCCCUGAUGCAGUAUCUGUUCCCUAGAGUAACCUCUCCACCAGACGAAAGUGUGCUUCUCCACAAGAUAGAAUCCCUAUGGCACCUCGGCACCGCGCACUACCGCAAAGAAACCGGCCAACUCUACGAUCUUCAUUCCAAAAUACUCUUGACUUGGAUAACUGAACGCCGUAAGAUACAGCAAUUGCGCCACACCUUCGCGUACUCCCCGGCUGUGCCAGCUACCGAGAUGGUAGAACGACUGCUAGCGUUGAACGACCUGAGAAUGAUGCGACUCAAGUGGAAGAGCAUGAGCAACGCUGUGGGACUAAGCACCGAGGACCUCCUAUGUCGCACAUUCACGAUCAUGACAAACACGGCGGGGACCGAGCACCUGUUCAAGGAUGGGCUGGACAGGCUGAAUGAGGGGAUCUUCGAAUUCCUUAGAACGGAAGACAUGCGCAUCCUCAUGCACAGCAAGCGAUAG